This is a messenger RNA of Siniperca chuatsi (mandarin fish), 1638 nucleotides long. RefSeq names its product Rieske domain-containing protein. The transcript is spliced from 6 exons. The record is from RefSeq and is a predicted model, not a curated record. Gene Ontology annotation, molecular function: 2 iron, 2 sulfur cluster binding. The coding region runs from base 491 to 1018 and encodes 175 amino acids. Lineage: Eukaryota; Metazoa; Chordata; Actinopteri; Centrarchiformes; Sinipercidae.
GGACAACAUUAGACGUAACACACAACACUGGACCUUCCUCAAACCGAUUAGACCCAUGGCUUUCUCGAAACGCUGACGAAGUUUGCUUUGCAUCUUACAAUUUGACACAUGUCCAAAUAAAUAUAGCCGGCCUGUUUCAUAAAUAUAACGUACGAGAACAUUAAUGUGUGUGGAAUUUAAGCGAGAUAAAGUCUCAUGUUCCGCCCAGGACACGAAGCCAUGAACUAGCAUCAUCAGCAACAAGUUGCUGGCUACCAGAACCAUCCCAUGGGAAAGACUGCCAUGGCAACCAACUACAGAACUUAGAGGUGACAUUCAGUGUCAGAGAUGUGAACUGGCGACAUAAAAGGUGUUGAUGAUGCCACGUCAUCUGUUCCCACAUUUAAAAGUGGAGGAAAUGAAAGGAGCGUUUGUUCGAAACAUCUGGAACACCUUGCAGCAACAUCAAGUAUAUGUUGUUGCAAGAAACCUGCUGUAAGAAGUGAUCAACAUGUCUUCUGAGGAGGAGACUUCUCAGACUUCCUCUUCUUCCUCUCCCUCCUCCUCUUCACCUCCCCCUACCUCCCACUUCAUUGGGAAGAAGGAGGACAUUGUCAAGGCUGGGCGCGUGACCAAGCUGGUGAAUGGAUGCAGAGACGUACUGGUCCUGUACCACCAGGGGCAGCUUCAUGCAAUGGACAUGCGCUGCUACCAUUCAGGUGGUGCAUUACAGUAUGGAGACAUUGAAGAGUUUAAUGGGCUGCUGUGUAUCGUGUGUCCGUGGCACAAGUACAAGAUCACGCUGGCAGAAGGGGAAGGGCUUUACCAAGCUGUGGACGAUCCUACAGCCAAACCCCUAAGAACACACUGGCGCUCCAAGGGUGUCAAACAGAGGAUUCACAAGGUCACUGAGGUCAACGGGGAUGUAUAUGUAACACUGAACGACUCCAGCAAGGCCAUCGAGUCAGAUGUCUACCAAACUGAGAGAUAUAGGACUGUCUUUCUCAAGGCCCAGCCAAAACCCAAGCCCAAGAAAUAGCCAGACACACAAGGAUUUCUUAGAGUUGUUUGACUAUUCAACCAAAAAUACUUAACUGCUUCAAGGAUAAUUUGGGAUGUUUUGUUGUCUUUCACUGGGAAGCAUAUCAAACCCCUUCAGAAUCUGUUUGUCACAAUAAUAAUUGUUAUUAAAAAACUGUUAAUAAGUAUGUGAGCCAAUAAGCCUGUAAGAUAUCUAUGAGUCAGUCUAGGACACAGAAGGAAAUAUCUGACAAAAAUGUAUAAAUGAUUGUCAUAAAAGAUGAAUAUAGGACAUUUAAACAGUAGUUGCAGGAUGUGUGUCAUUUCAGUGUAUUUCUCUGCUUCAAUUAGAUAUCCAGAGAAAUUAUUAUUAUAGAGUUUUGUUCUGUUUUCAUACACUGUUCACUACUUUACUCUGAUCGACACAGUUUCUUUUACUGCAGACAUUAAUCAAAUCAGUAGGUGUGAUGUAGAAAUGUCUGGCAUUUAUGAAAUUAUUCUUAUUCUAACACCUGCUUUUGCAGUUUGUUGAUACUGAACUGCGACUGCUACAGAAUAUUGUGGUUUGUAAUUAUUCAGUGGUGCACAAAUACUGUUUAUUUUUGGUAGAAAUGAUGACUGAUUAAAUGAUUAAUGAUC